CAAUGUGAAACCGCAGAAGAAGGACUAAAAAUGGUAGCGCCCUGAGAGUUUUCCCGUGUACGUUAGCUAAUAUGGAAACAAGAUUUGGGCUGCUAAAUGAAAAUCUACUUAACCACUCCAAAAACACUUUACAGAUAGCUGUACACCAGUCCAUCGUUUUUAAGAUGCUAACGACGUGUCGUUAAACCUUACGUGGCAGUGUAGGCUUUUAAGUAUCUCGUUUGCGUGAUAUGAUAGCAGAAUGGCCACGCCAAGGAAGGGAAUGAAGAAGGAGAAAAAGAAGCCGAUCCCGGUGAAAACGUCCCUCAAUAACCCGUACGACCUUAAAUGGACGCCCCUAGAAAAGGGCCAUGCGGGAUUCAUUCUGAAGACGGUGAAGGAGAAAAUCGACACGCUUGGUUUGAAGAAAAGACGCGUGAGCGUCGUCCGCAAAUGGCAAAAACGAAAGACGACGGAUGAGCCAACUACGUCCCCCAGUGGCCCCGGUGAAUCGUCUCAGCAGAUCAAGUGUAUAGAAGCGACCACCGCACCGGGGAGCUGGACCGACCGGGAUAUGAGAAAACAACUGGCGAUCGGCAUCAACGAGGUCACCAAAGGAUUAGAGAGAAACGAACUUAGCUUGCUGAUGGUGUGCAGCUCGGUCAAGCCCUCGCAUAUGACGAGUCACCUGAUCCCACUGAGUAAGACCAGAUCGGUGCCGGCGUGCCAGUUGCCUGGUUUAAGUAAGACAAUUUCGGGGUGUCUCGGUCUUGACAGCGUUCUGGCGCUGGGCUUCAAGCGAGGGGCCGACAAGUUCGCAGACACCGUUGAUGCUAUCGCACCAAAAGUACCGAGGCUUGACGUGGCCUGGGUUCCUACGGAAAGGAAAUUAUUUGUACUUGGAAACGAUGGAGCCGGAGAGUCGCGCUCGGAGGGAGCGGAGCAGCAGCCUGAAGAGUCCCACUCAGCCCCGGCGAAGGGGCGAAAGAGGAAACUUUCUACCGAGGCUGCAGAGGCGCCAGAAGUGUUGCUCCAGCCCCUGAAAGUAAAGAAAAUCAUCCCGAAUCCCUCCAAAAUCCGUAAAACGAAGCGAACGAAAACGAAGCAAAAGAGAACACCGAUGGCUUGAUCCUUGUUGAAUGACCGAACAAUAUUUCCUUUGUUUAUA
This is a messenger RNA of Electrophorus electricus (electric eel), 1147 nucleotides long. It is a transcript of the gene rpp38, whose product is annotated as ribonuclease P/MRP 38 subunit. Gene Ontology annotation, biological process: tRNA 5'-leader removal. Gene Ontology annotation, molecular function: ribonuclease P activity; ribonuclease P RNA binding. The record is from RefSeq and is a predicted model, not a curated record. Gene Ontology annotation, cellular component: ribonuclease MRP complex; fibrillar center; nucleolar ribonuclease P complex. NCBI's taxonomy places the organism in Eukaryota, Metazoa, Chordata, Actinopteri, Gymnotiformes, Gymnotidae.